Molecule: messenger RNA, 890 nt
Organism: Zingiber officinale
Lineage: Eukaryota; Viridiplantae; Streptophyta; Magnoliopsida; Zingiberales; Zingiberaceae
Product: nodulin-related protein 1-like
Exons: 1
Coding region: 342-728 (128 amino acids)
Biological process (GO): response to heat; regulation of abscisic acid biosynthetic process
Source: RefSeq, a predicted model, not a curated record
AUCAAGACUUUAUUGAGUCUUCAAGAAAUAAAAUUUACUAGCAAUUUAUAAACGAGGGCAUCUAGAUUCUAGAACAUGAAAUUUAUAUAUCAAUUUGUUUGAUUUCUAAACCAUGCUAAGUUGUGGAAAUCCAAGUCCAUUUUGGCAACUUGAAAGUCCACGUUAACUUAUGACUUCCACAAUAUGCUUCUAUCGUAUUAGAUUAAACGAUAAAUAAUUCUAUCGGCAAAUGCAAAGAGAAUAGCUUGCUUGUUCUUCCACCAAAUUCCCAAGUUCUUGUACCUCUAAUUCGAUCAAAAGUGACAAUUUGAGUCCUAAAUCAAUCCUGAGGAAGAAGACACAUGGAUCCCCAUGAUCACACCACCAGCAAGCCAGACAAACCCAACACAUCCCAACUAGUCUCCAGCGCAAAGGUGAUGUCUGAAGCCGCCAAGUCCGCCCUCCACCGCCGCGAUAUUGAAGAGAUAGACAAGGCUAAAGUGGCCGGAGCAGCCGCCGACUUGCUCGGUGCUGCUUCUCAAUAUGCAAAGCUCGAAGAGAAGGGCUUGGGUAAGUACGUCGGGCAAGCUCAAGAUUAUCUCCAUAAAUAUCAACCAGCAUCAGACGAUGGACGUGGAUCCACUAAUCAAGAAGAAGAGCAGUCGUCAAGUUCUCAAGCUCAAAAUCGCUCGAAGGGAGGGUUUGGGAAGUACUUGAAGCUAGCUCAAGGCUUCUUGAAGAAGCUUUGAGCUAGAACUUGUACCUCUUUGUUUUCAGUUUAAAUUUGAAUGGGGGUUGUGGUGUGAAUUCUCGUGUUGAUUAGAAGAGUUAAAUUAAUGCUCUGUUUAUUUAGAAAGAUGAAACGAGAAGGGACAUCUUAUUAUUAUUUUUUGUUAUAAAUAAAAUGUUCU